AUGGCAUCACAAAUGUUCAUUGAUAGAUUCAAAGACAAAGUAUCAACGAUGAAUAAACUAGGCGAAUUUGACGUUGAUGUUUCGAAAGCUGUAAACAAACCUGCAGGGAUACCCCAGAAAUCAAUCAUGCAAAUUUCUGCAUCCAAUAUAUACUCAACAACAAAAAAAAAUAUAAUGACAGUAUUCAGGGUAUCCAUUUUUAAAUAGGAAAUAAUUAUGUUCAAAUGAAAAGCUAAUCUUUAUUUAUCUUAAAAUUUAUAAUAAAAAGCAACUACCAAACCUCUGUUUCCCCUACAAACGAAUAUACUACAUUUGCAAGACCAAUUAAAUUGCAAGGCCCAACUGAGCGUUCAUUUUAUGCUCCCCCGAGUGAAGCUGCCUCAGAACCCACCAUAAUCAAAAAGUGGCGUCAUUGGAAUUUUCUGGGUCUCCCGACCGAAAAUUCUCUUCCUCGAUUUUUUGAUUAUGAGGUUUGGCUUUCCCCAGCGAAUUUAUCCCGGCGAUGACAGGACUUCAAGUGCCUGUGGUGCGCAACGCAGGACUCCUGUCCCUUAGGGAAUGGAAUUUUCUGGAAGGAUGCCACCAACCCCAGGCAGUGGAGAUUGGGACCUUUAGGGUGCCUGAUGGACCCAAGUUGGUUUUCCCGAGAGCCGGAAGGACGGCCGUCGAAAUCCGAACGCCGAAACCGAUGGGACCAUUCAGCUUUGAAGCCAAGUGGUGCACGACAUUUUGGGUAGAGCGUGGAAGCCCAGAAGCAGGACGGAUACCCGUGCAGGGAAUGUGGUAUUGGACGUUAAGAGUGCAUUAAUAAUUAAGUAAGUAAGCCUCAGAACCCACCAAUUUUCAUUUAAUGAACCCUAAAAGCAGUUAUUAUCCAGCUCCAGAAAAUAUUUCGCAUGGCUACUCGGCUCAACAGUCUCCAAGAGUCUCUGAAGUUCAUCAAAAACCUAAAAAGGCAGCAUCAGCAGCCCCUUUGAGAAAAACCCAAGAAACUUUGUUAUCAACAAACAGUAACCAAUUAAUUUCACAUGCAAAAAGGAGAGUUAUUGAUUUUACUCCUUAUACAUUGAAAGAUUAUAUGCUAAUUUUAAUUGAUUUUUUAUUUUUUUUAAAAAAUAAUUAAAAAAAUAUUAUUCAAUAAAAAUAUUUAAAAAAAUAAUAAAAACAGAAAAAUAUUACGAAUUAGGAGGUCUUGGACCUUUUAAUAUAGGAACUGAAGAAUGGGAAAAAAAGAAAGAGCUGCAGGACAGGAAAAAAGAAUACGCUAAACAAGUAAUGCAAGCUAAUUCAUCAUUGAUACCACCAGCUGUAUUAAAAAAACCAAAAGAAAAAGACAAAGAAAUUAGCACAAGGCAGCGAGCUAUAGAAUUUGCAAAAAAAAUCCAAAAGCCUCCAUUGAAGGCUAAGGUGUUUAAUGGUGAAAUUAAAGAAGAAAAAGAAGAAUUUGAAGACAAAACGCUAUCCUGGCUAGAAAAUUUAGAAAAACAGCAUGAGCUAUAUAAAAGCAAAGCCCAAGAAAUCAGGACUAAGAUGGAGUAA
This is a messenger RNA of Blepharisma stoltei, 1539 nucleotides long. NCBI's taxonomy places the organism in Eukaryota, Ciliophora, Heterotrichea, Heterotrichida, Blepharismidae. The record is from the annotation of a GenBank genome assembly.